This is a messenger RNA of Anneissia japonica, 2645 nucleotides long. RefSeq names its product di-N-acetylchitobiase-like. Lineage: Eukaryota; Metazoa; Echinodermata; Crinoidea; Comatulida; Comatulidae. The transcript is spliced from 8 exons. Gene Ontology annotation, molecular function: chitin binding; chitinase activity. Gene Ontology annotation, biological process: chitin catabolic process; carbohydrate metabolic process. Gene Ontology annotation, cellular component: extracellular region. Bases 1 to 1575 code for a protein of 524 amino acids. The record is from RefSeq and is a predicted model, not a curated record.
AUGACAUCAGAAAUUAUAGCUGCAGGAAAGAAUUCUGGUAGUGGAGUGUAUGUGACUGCUUAUGUCAAUGACGUUCAGACAACAGUAGUUGUUGAUAGUGCAGCAUCCCAUAUUAUAAUAUCAGAUAAGGUGUACUCAAGACAUUUACCACCCAUUAUAUCUAAGCUAACCCUUACUCUAGCAGGAAGGGGAACUUCAAUGGCGGGUCACAUGGUGGGGCCGAUUCCUGCUAUAGUAUAUCGUAGGGGAAAGCUAUCGUCCAUCUGUAUCACUAAUACUUCAGAUUACUACUUGACUAUGAAACGGGGCCAGAGUAUUGGUAAAGCAUUCGAAGUCAAUGCCAAACUGCCAAGUGCAAUUCCAAGUACCACGGUAGACGCCAUGGACCAUGGGAUCAAUAACGAAUCCCAUGAUCUGUCUAUUUAUCUACCUUGUUUAGGUUGUCAGCUGGAAUUAUGUAAGAACAUGUUAAUCAUCUCUUGUCAACCCGCGCUCAUCGGAUGGUUCAGAUACCAGGGGGAAAUGGGAAGGUCUGUUCCCUACGAGAGCAGGAAUUCGUGGUUGGCAUUUGGGGAUUUAUCCCGAAAGCUCUUCCCAGGCCAAAUAUUUGUAUUUCAUCGUAGAGGCACGGAUUGGAAGAGCUAUGAUUGGUCAGUUGUGACAACAGUUGCUAUGUUUGAAGAGUAUGACCCUCAAUUGAUGUGCUAUGCCCACUCAAAGAGUGCCAGGGUGGUUUUAAAGGGUUACCUAUCAGCAACACAACUUAAAAAUGAAACAGUAACUCAGCAAUGGAUCUCCAAACAAGUUCAGUUGGCAGUUGAUCAGUUUAUGGAUGGUAUCAAUAUCGACAUUGAAUACCCUUUGGACAAAUCGGAAGCUCCGUUACUAACACAGUUGGUUGCUGACACCACCAAAGCUUUCCAUCAAGCUAUACCAGGUUCACAGGUUACCACUGAUGUUAUGUAUUCACCUGACUGUAUUAACGAAUGCUGCUAUGACUACAAAGGUCUUGCAGAGUCAUGUGACUUCUUGUUUUUGAUGUCGUAUGAUGAACAGAGCCAGAUUUAUGGUGACUGCAUCGCUAUGGCAAAUUCACCAUAUAAUAAAACUGUUUCUGGUGUUGAGAAGUAUCUACAGCUUGGUAUUUCACCUGAUAAACUUGUACUUGGUGUACCCUGGUAUGGGUAUGAUUAUUCCUGCAUCGAUUUAACUGAGCAUCAUGUAUGCACUAUUAAGAAGGUUCCAAUCCGUGGAGCACCAUGCAGUGAUGCUGCUGGCAAACAGAUUGAGUAUGGUGCCAUACAGAAGAUGUUGAGUGUUAAUUCCACAACAGGACGUCUGUGGAACAGUACUUAUGCUGCUCCUUAUUUUCAGUAUAAGAGCACCUCAACAGGUGUUACCCACCAGAUGUGGUAUGAUGACCCGCAGAGUCUCAAGUACCGUUACAGUUACGCCAGUAGUGUUACCCUCCGUGGAGUUGGAGUGUUCCAUGGAGAUUGCCUGGAUUAUAGUGGCGAUAGUACGGCUAAACAACAAACGAAAGACAUGUGGGAUGCUGUUGCUUCAUUUUUGUGAAAUUUACAGGCCUAAACAAUUAUUUUGCUUUCAUUGUUUUUGAUUGCUGCUUAGGGGAAGGGAUUGUAAAACGAAAUGUAUGUAAAUAUUUAAGAGAAAAAUACUUUCAAAGGGAAGGGAUUGAAAACGAAAUGUAUGUAAAUAUUAAGAGAAAAAUACUCAAAGACAUUAUUUUUGGUUUCCAAGACAAGAAAAGUUUUAAUUGUAAUUUUUAUUUUAUUAAUGAGCGCACAUAAUCCUGUAAAGGCAUUAAAAUUAUAUAUCUGCCUACGUCAUGCACUCAAGAGCAGAAAAGAGAUUAAUAAGCUAUUGCACCUCAGUGGUUUCUUCCAAGUGCUCACUAUUAUAUACGACAUGUUGUAUGUACUCUAUUUAUUGUUCCAGUGGCCUAGAGUUACUGUAAGUUAGAUUGAAUUAAUAUACAUUAUUUAAAUUAAAUUAAAUAUGUUUAGUGAGUGCUGCAAUUAUAAUAUGGUGCCAUUUGAGGCAUGUCUUAAAGUUAUAUGCACUACAUGGUUUGACUAAGUGUAUAUAUUGAACCAUGAUAAAUUGUUCAAUAAUUAUGAAAAUACUGAUUUUAUUGUUAAGUUUAACAGAAUGCACUAUCCCAAAUAAUGUACAAUGGGUCUGUGGCAUGUCAUUUGUAUGCUUUUGUAUUUUACUACAUAGAAACGUAUCUAUUUGAACAUUGGUUACAAAUAGAGUUACCUUUUGAAUAUGUGUGGUCUGCAGCUGGGAUGGGUCAAGCAUGAUGAUGAUGCUACUCCUUCAGGUGUGUUCCCAGUGGCCACCAAUUAUAUUUUUUAUUAACUUCUCUGGUUUAUUCUCCAUGUCCUCUGAGCGGUGCACCGGCAGGCAAUCGAACCACACAUUUAUAAGGAUUUACUUUCCUGUAUAAAUCUGGUAAUUGAUUGAUAAUUUGAUUAUUGUGAAUAUUUAUUUUGUUGAAAGGUAUUUUUUAAGUACUUUAAGACAUAUAAACAUUUGUACUGUUCUUUAGAAUGUUUUAAAUAUUGUCAGACAACCUGCAAUGCAAUACACAGAAUAAAUGUAUUUUUUAAACCAGGUUA